AUGGAAGUGCAAUUUACCUUUUCGGACAAGGAAAAACUUGUACGUCUUUUACACAAAGGCUUAUCAAUUGAGGGUGAAGCACAAAAAACAGAAAUACGUAAUGCUACUGAUGAAAUUGGUCAACAUUUUAUACAAAGAUUUUCUACUAAAAAGGAGUUGUGGAAUAACUUUCUUGAAAAGAAUUGGAAUAAUUGCGGAGAGAAUUGGGGAAAUCUAGACUUUACCUCAGAACAUAUGUUUGGGAUCAUGGAGGCAUAUAAAGAAGGCACUAAGGAAAUUCUGAAUAUCUUAGAAGAAGUUAUCAAUAAGUUGCAAAGUAUGGAAACCCUAGCCGUCUACAGAGAUUUCGUUACUGAUUUUAUUGUAGAACUUGAAGUAAGAUUUAGAGAUUGGCCUAAUGCGAAAAGCGCUAUCUAUAGCAAGAUCAGACAAGAAAGUGUAAAUUAUGGGCAAAGAGAUAAAGAAUGUAUUUCAGAAUUGCAGAAUUUUUUGCAAGCAGUUAACAUGACUGUCGAGGACAUCGAGUUAAUGAUACGUUUUAAGAAGAGGAGCAAUAAAGAGUUUCAUAAAGGAGAAUAUCUAAAGCAUCUUGAACCUAAAGAAGCAAGGGAAAAUUUCGAAGCUUCAUUUCCAGACAGUCUAAAAGUUUUCAAAGAUUCUUUUAGAAAGGUCUUCAACGCUUUAGAUCAUUGGGACAAGUAUCGUAAUUCAGAUAAUUCUUGCAUAUAA
Molecule: messenger RNA, 729 nt
Organism: Rhizophagus irregularis DAOM 181602=DAOM 197198
Lineage: Eukaryota; Fungi; Glomeromycota; Glomeromycetes; Glomerales; Glomeraceae
Source: RefSeq, a predicted model, not a curated record